AUGAUCGGCUCUACUGGUCAGAUUUACCAUUUCAAGGAGUUGAUUCAGAAGAGAGCGCACGUUGGGCGUGUCUGGCUAGCAACAACCAAACCAGAGCACAACCCGCACAUCUUGAAGGAUAUCCCUGAAGCCAUAUUUUCCAACUUCAAUGAAAACAUACGACCUCGAUUUUGUAGGAUACCACACCAGCCCAUACUGGUCUAUAACUAUCUGACAGAUGACUUUCACUCUCUCAUCAAAGCGAAGAUCGAUCUUGGAGCAAGGAAAAAGAUCUUGAAGGCAGUCUUGAAGGGACUCGCGGAACUAUAUUCGAGAGAUGUGGUACACCUAGACAUUAAAUCCGACAACAUCCUCGUCAGUUGCCAACACGUAACCGGAUCAACCUUUAUCGAGAACACCCUGAUCAGUGAUGUCGAGAAUGCGGCAUUUUUGCCUAAAGGUAGGUGUAUGAAAGGAAUGCUGCCAGGAAACGAAAGCUGGCGCAGUCCUGAGGGACAUUUCAGAGGGGAGCGUAACAAACCAUCAGAUAUGCUUUCCUUUGGAUUUAUGUGUAUCCACGCUGUCCUUGGACAGGUUAUCUUCGCACUCAAUGAUGACUUCAAGAAACAUGAGAUGCAGAGUGCUCUCCCUUAUUUGAUCCAUCUCCAGCGACAGAUAUGGUUCUUUGGGAAUGAGGGCGGCCUCGAAGGACUUGUGAAGCAUGUUGGUGACGACGAACUCAAUUGCCAGGCUUUACGGAUGCUUUGGGAGGAGCGACAUGAGGAUUACAUCGGUUAUUCGCCAUUCAGCAGUUGGCCAGAAGUUGAAGAUGAGAACUUCAAAGACCUUAUUGGUCAGAUGAUGAGCUUGGAUCCUGCGCGAAGGAUUACGGCCACUCAAGCUCUGGAACAUCCUUGGUUUGUAGGUAUGUAA
Messenger RNA from Aureobasidium melanogenum CBS 110374, 912 nucleotides. Its product is annotated as calcium/calmodulin dependent protein kinase. Gene Ontology annotation, cellular component: cytoplasm; nucleus. NCBI's taxonomy places the organism in Eukaryota, Fungi, Ascomycota, Dothideomycetes, Dothideales, Saccotheciaceae. Gene Ontology annotation, molecular function: ATP binding; protein serine/threonine kinase activity. Gene Ontology annotation, biological process: protein phosphorylation; mitotic DNA damage checkpoint signaling. The coding region runs from base 1 to 912 and encodes 303 amino acids. The transcript is spliced from 5 exons. The record is from RefSeq and is a predicted model, not a curated record.